Miscanthus lutarioriparius is the source of this 480-nucleotide messenger RNA. The record is from the annotation of a GenBank genome assembly. Lineage: Eukaryota; Viridiplantae; Streptophyta; Magnoliopsida; Poales; Poaceae.
AUGGCGGCGGCGGCGCCGGGGCGGCCACUGGCGGCGGACUUCGAGGCGCUGAGCUACAUCAGCAGCCUGGUGGAGGCGUUCCAGGCGUUCGACUCCGACAGCGACGGGCUGGUGACGGCGCCGGAGCUGCGGGGCCUGCUGGCGUCGCUGGGCCUGGACAAGACCGAGGCCGAGGCGCGCGACAUGCUGGCGCGCGCCGACGCCGACCGCGACGGCCGGCUCAGCGUCGAGGAGCUCCUGGACGUGAUGAACGCCGGGGAGCUCGGGCUGGGCGCGCUCGGGGCGAUGCUGCAGUCGGCGCUGCCCCAGCUCGAGGCCGCCGGGGCCGCGCUCGUCGGCGCGGACGAGCUCGCCAGGGUGCUCGGCGCCCUGGGCAACGCCAGCCCCGAGGACUGCGCGGCUAUUGUUGAGUGCCUGGACAGCGACGGCGACGGCGCCAUCACCAUCGAGGAGUUCAGGCAGAUGGCUGAUCUGCUCUAG